Molecule: messenger RNA, 1411 nt
Organism: Hypanus sabinus (Atlantic stingray)
Lineage: Eukaryota; Metazoa; Chordata; Chondrichthyes; Myliobatiformes; Dasyatidae
Gene: pagr1
Product: PAXIP1 associated glutamate-rich protein 1
Exons: 4
Coding region: 159-683 (174 amino acids)
Source: RefSeq, a predicted model, not a curated record
UCCACCAAUGACAAUAUAGAUUCCAGCCACCUUCCGCCCCCGUUUCUGAGCGUCGGGCGGUCGCGAGCGGUGGCGGUUGGCGUUUGAAACAGCGGAAGUGGCUCGCUUCCCACCGCUAACCUUCCCUCACAUACUCCUUCCCAACCCCCUCCUGUAGGAUGGAGACAGAGGAGAUGGCUGCCCCUGACUCCCCCACCGAGGAGCCUUGGAGUGUCAGCUGCAGCGACGAGGAGGUGGAGAGCACAGACCCGUGGACCCCGAGCCCCCAGGAGAUCAUGCGUCUGUAUCAAGCCCUGUCGGAGCAGGGUACCCUGGAGCUCAGCUGCCGUCCACUCCCUCGCCGCCCUCCCACCCCCGAGGCCGGACCUACCCAGGAAGAGGAGCCCGAGGAGCCCUUGGCCAUCGAAGAGGAGGAUGAGAAGCCCCCUGCACCUACGGAGUUUGACUUUGAUGAUGAACCUGCACCAGCCAAAUCCUUCCUGGGCAUCCGGAGAUCUCCAGGGAGCUCAAGCCGCACCCAGCGACGUGAAGCACGGCUGGACAAAGUUCUGUCUGACAUGAAGAGGCACAAACGUAUCGAGGAGCAAAUGCUCAGGACGGGCAGAGACGUAUUUCAGCUGGAGACUGAGCAGGAGGCAGUUCCUACCCGCUCCCGCGGUAUCUUCCAAUGUCGUAACUACUGAUAUUCCCAAGGACCAUGAGAAAUGAAGAAGAGUGGGGUAUCCAGAGGAGGCACCUCAUAUUGAGCAGAAGGAAGGCCGCGGAACACGCGAGGCUCUGAUUCCUGCCACUCUAGAAAAAGUUUCUCUGACCUCUCCUUAUAGCUCCAGGUGGCGUGUACCUCUUCGACACCCUCUCUUCUACAUCCUUCUUGUAAUGGAGUGACUAGAACAAUACUCCAGAUGUGGCAUAACCAGGGUGUAGAAAACUGAAACAUAACUUCCCAACUCUUGAACACAGUGCCUCAAUAAAUAAAGGUAAACAUGCUAGAGGGCUUCUUUGCCACCCUGUCAACCUAUGCAGACACCUGCAGGACAGGAAGCCAUGGACUUGGACCCCAAGAUCCCUCAGAGCCAGGUUUCUUAUCCCAUGUGAAAUGGGUUUUGUGGCAGAAGUACUGUGCAAAUAUAAAACUUAUAUCAAUUACCAAGUCUUAUUGGUGGAUUAUUCAGAAAACCAAUUAACAUCAACACUGUCAAGGGUCCUGCCAUUAACUGUGCCCUGUUCCUUUACAUUUGACCUCCUAAAGUGUAACACCUCACAGUUGUCUGGGUUAAACUCCCAUAUCUCUCCCUGUAUCUGCAACUGAUGUAUAUUCUGCUGAAACUUUGACAUUAUUUUUAAUUUCAUCAAUAUGUAUCACAUGCAAACGUAGUAAAGAUUAAAUCUGAGCUUUGUCACAAGUAUGAAA